AUGAUAUUCAAGCGUGCUGUGUCUACAUUGAUUCCACCAAAGGUUGUUUCUGCACAGCAACUGGGGGCCGCUCCAAAUGCUAAGCGUAUUGCCAAUGUUGUGAGUUUCUACAAGAGUCUACCACAGGGACCAGCUACUGCAGCCAACAAUGCUGGCUACGGCAGGUUUUUGGGCAAGUACAAGAGCAAGUACUAUGAUGGCGAGAAUGCCAGCGGUAAGCCAAUCUGGCACUUGUCCCUAGCGGUUAUCACUUUUGGAUACUCCCUAGAGUACUUUUUCCACUUGAGACACCACAAGGACCAUUAG
Molecule: messenger RNA, 306 nt
Organism: Nakaseomyces glabratus
Lineage: Eukaryota; Fungi; Ascomycota; Saccharomycetes; Saccharomycetales; Saccharomycetaceae
Gene: ATP17
Product: F1F0 ATP synthase subunit f
Biological process (GO): proton motive force-driven ATP synthesis
Molecular function (GO): proton-transporting ATP synthase activity, rotational mechanism
Source: RefSeq, a predicted model, not a curated record